This is a messenger RNA of Beta vulgaris subsp. vulgaris (sugar beet), 2946 nucleotides long. Its product is annotated as pentatricopeptide repeat-containing protein At2g33680. Gene Ontology annotation, molecular function: RNA binding; protein binding. Gene Ontology annotation, biological process: RNA modification. Lineage: Eukaryota; Viridiplantae; Streptophyta; Magnoliopsida; Caryophyllales; Amaranthaceae. Bases 541 to 2658 code for a protein of 705 amino acids. The transcript has 2 exons. The record is from RefSeq and is a predicted model, not a curated record.
UUUCCUGAAACAAUAUUCAUUCAAGUCAAAAGAUUAUAUUUUUUCUUAUUAUUUUUGGUCAUUUUUGUUCUGCAUAUUCUGUUGCAAGUUUAAUCCAAGGUCUCUAUGUGUAUUCUUUGAUUUGGCAAACCGUUUUAUUGUUUUUCUAAACCAUAGAUUUAGUGUGAAGAACUUCAUAUUUUGCAUAUUUAGUUGUGGACUUGUGGAUGGAGUUUUGGCAUUUCACAAUUUGAAAGUAUGUGGUUUGUUUUAUUCAUUUUGUGCUUGUUUUAUUGUUUCAUUGGCAUGAGAUUAAACCCUUUUGUAGUUUUGCUUACUAUGAGUAUAUGAGAUAAUAUAUGGUGUAUCAAACUGUGUUGUUGGAUUUAUAGAUUACUUAUAUUAGAAUUGAAUUACAUAUUAUAAUCUACAAUCUGAUUGAGAGAAGAACUUAUGAUUAACAAUUUCGACGAAAUCUUUCAAUUUCUUAUUUUCCUAUGUGCUUUAAUAUUCAGGAUUAGAUGCCAAUAGAAUAGUACUCAAACUCUGAGGGUGGAGUUGAUGAGUAUAGCUCAUCGAGUUCUUUUCAAGGAAGUUGUCAGGCUCACUCAGGAACAAAAUCUUCAAAAGGGAAAAGCCCUUCAUGCAAAAAUCAUUAAAUCAAAUUCUUUCUCAAAUGUAUACUUAGCUAAUAGUAUAGUCAACUUGUAUGCGAAAUGUGGCCAACUAACGAAAGCCAAGCGUGCUUUUGAGGAAAUCCCUGUCAAAGAUGAUGUCUCUUGGAGCUCAAUCAUCAAUGCCCAUGCUCAACAAGGUGGGACCAAGUCGUCUCUCCUUGUUAUGGAUUUGUUUAGGCAAAUGCGGGCUGAGAAGUUUCUUCCAAGUGCGCAUUCUCUUGCUGGGAUUUUCACUGCUGUGUCAAAUCUUGGUGAUGGUCGGGUUGGAAAACAGGUGCAUUCAUUGGCGAUAAAGACCGAUCACUGUGGAGAUGUGGUUGUUGGAAGUUCAAUCCUUAACAUGUAUUGUAAGUCGGGUAUCAUACAUGAUGCCCGACAAAUGCUUGAUAAAAUGCCUGAGAGGAAUUCUGUGUCAUGGGCUACCAUGAUUUCUGGCUAUGCAGCACGUGGUAUGGCUGGAGAAGCUGUGGGAGUUUUCAAAUUGAUACUGCAGGAUGAAGAGGAAAGUAACCCCUUUUUCUUUACUAGCCUGCUUAGUGCUCUGACACUUCCAGAGUUGAUCAAUGCUGGAUCGGAGGUACAUUGCGUCGCUGUUAAAACUGGAGUGAUACAAAUUGCAGAAGUGAGAAAUGCCCUUGUUACUAUGUAUUUGAAAUGUGGGAGCCCCGACAAUGCCCUUCAAAUGUUUGCAUUGUCUACAAUUAAGAAUUCUAUCAUGUGGUCGGCUAUGGUUACUGGCUUUGCACAGAGCGGGGACUCUAAGAAAGCUCUGGAGUUGUUUUCUAGAAUGCAUCAUUCUGGGGUCUCACCUAGUGAGUAUACAUUUGUUGGGGUGAUUAAUGCAUGUAGUGAUAUUGGUGCAACUCAGGAAGGAAGACAAGUUCACUCUUAUUCAGUUAAAAUGGGAUUUGAGAAUCAAAUGUAUAUCGUAACUGCACUGGUGGAUAUGUAUGCUAAAAGUGGCAGCAUUGCCGAUGCUAGGAAAGGUUUUGAUUGUUUGCUAGAACCAGAUGUUGUUUUGUGGACCUCAAUGAUAGGAGGAUAUAUACAGCAUGGCGACAAUGAAGAAGCUUUGAGUUUGUAUGGCAGAAUGGAAGCUGAGGGAAUCCCACCAAAUGACCUAACAAUUGCAAGCGUCUUAAAAGGCUGUUCCAGUCUUGCUGCUUUAGAGCAAGGAAAGCAAAUCCAUGCCCGUGCCAUCAAGUAUGGGAUUGCUGGAGAGAUUACUAUUGGAAGUUCCCUUUCGUCCAUGUACGCAAAGUGUGGAUGCAUUGAUGAAGGAAACAUGGUGUUUCGGAGGAUGACCACAAGGGAUAUAGUUUCUUGGAAUGCUAUGAUAUCUGGUCUUGCUCAGAAUGGGUGCAGUGAUGAAGCUUUGGAGCUAUUUGAGGAGAUGAGAUCAGAGGGUGUAAAGCCAGAUAAUGUGACUUUUGUGAAUGUGUUGUCUGCAUGUAGCCAUAUUGGAUUAGUUGAAAGAGCCUGGGAGUACUUCAAGAUGAUUUCCACAGAAUUUGAACUAGUACCUGGAUUAGAGCAUUACACAUGUAUGGUUGAUGCGUAUAGCCGUGCUGGUAGGCUAAUUGAAGCCAAGGAAUUCAUUGAAUCAGCAACUUUAGAUCACGGUAUGUGUUUGUGGCGAAUCUUAUUAAGUGCAUGUCGAAAUCACCGUCAUUAUGAGCUAGGAGCCUAUGCAGGGGAGAAACUGAUGGAGCUCGGGUCACAAGAAUCAUCAGCUUAUGUCUUGCUGUCAAGAAUUUAUACUGCUCUAGGCAGGUCAGAUGAUGUGGGACGGAUCAUGAGGUUGAUGAAGCUUAGAAGGGUAGGCAAGGAGCCUGGGUGUAGCUGGAUUGAAUUGAAGAACUUUGUUCAUGUGUUUGUUGUUGGAGAUCAGAAACAUCCUGAGAUAGCAGAUAUAUCUAGUUGGUUAAGAAUAUUAACUGAACAAAUGAUGGAUGAAGGUUAUCAACCAGGUCAUGACUCAUUUUUGACGACUUCAACGUGACAGUGGGAUUAUCCAUUCAUAUGGACUCAAGCGCUGCUUAAUCUAUGUCGAUUGCUAUGUGUCAUAAGAGCUGACUCUGGUUUAUAUCCUGGAGGGACUACACCACCUUUGAUAAUGUACAUGCCAACUAGUCUUUUCCUGUUUUUCCAUAUGUUUCUAGUUCUUCAAAGCAAUAGUACUAUCACAUUUAUGUCUUCUUAUCUUGUUAUUAGCGUCAAUGGAGUGCAAGUGCAUACAUACAUUCUGGUUAUUCUUGCAUGGACAUUGAAGUCUUUGCAUAUUCUGAUC